This is a messenger RNA of Chlamydomonas reinhardtii, 1109 nucleotides long. RefSeq lists its product as uncharacterized. Gene Ontology annotation, molecular function: metal ion binding. Bases 149 to 361 code for a protein of 70 amino acids. The record is from RefSeq and is a predicted model, not a curated record. NCBI's taxonomy places the organism in Eukaryota, Viridiplantae, Chlorophyta, Chlorophyceae, Chlamydomonadales, Chlamydomonadaceae. The transcript has 2 exons.
CACAUCCUAGGGCCAACCGUUUGAAGUUUUUCUUGCUCCUGCUACUUGUUCAUCAAAUUACAGUACCACUUGCUUGCGAACAGUAUCCAGCUGCUCGUCAGAACGCAUUAAAGUCUCGACAGGAUAGUUCUUCGCCUGCUGAGCCAAAAUGUCUACCGAGGUGGUCCUUAAAGUUGACAUGAUGUGCAACGGAUGCGUUGGCGCUGUCCAACGUGUCCUGGGAAAGCUGGAUGGAGUGGACUCGUACGAGGUCAGCUUGGAGAAGCAGCAGGCUGUUGUGCGUGGCAAGGCGCUGGACCCCCAGGCUGUCCUGGAGAAGGUCGCCAAGACGGGGAAGAAGGCCGAGCUCGUGUCCUCGUAAAGCGCCAUGCGCUGGAUCUGUGCUUUUGCCAGGAGUGGAGUGGAGUGGCGGCCACGGCCACGGCCAUGGCGAUAGGGUGAAGGCAACCGGGGCGGCGGUAAACCUCGUGGGUGACACGCGCCGGGUUGGGGUCACGUGGGCGCCAGCUGGCAGUGCGUCGAGUGCAUGGUAGGACUCUACUGCUUAAUCGGCUGAUUACACGGAACCUGUUGCAGCGUGAGUCGAGGUCGAGUGACAGUGUCAGGGUUGGGCACGUUUUGAGUAGGGUAUGAGAGGGCAUUGGACUGCGCGGGUUGCGGAGGGCACACACGUGGGCGUGGCAUGUAUGUCUGCAGGCGGCUGCAUUGAGGCGUGUCGAUAUAUGCUGGGAGGUCGUGUCGAGCUGGUAGAGGUGUGGGCGGCUGCUGCGAUGUUUUGCAAGCGCGUUGCUGAUGGUUGGAGCCAGUGGGUGACCGGCUCAGUGCCUCAACAUGAGGGAGUAGGGCUAGGGGCCUGGUGUGGAGGCCCAACUCCGGCGUUGCAAGCGGACAUCCGGGUCGGGUGCCCGGGUAGGUCUGGUGGAUGUUGGGCCACUACGUUGCAAUGGUGAUCUGUUUGGAUGUUAAUAUGCAUGAGGUGGAGCGUUGAACACCGGAUGGCGGGGCUGACGGCGCGUCAUAUUACAAAGUUCUGACGGUAAUGUGACAUGCCCUCUGCCCGCUGCCCAGACCACUCCCCGUACUGCUGUUCAGGCAGUUCAGCGCACAAC